Messenger RNA from Chinchilla lanigera (long-tailed chinchilla), 3645 nucleotides. RefSeq names its product family with sequence similarity 179, member A (gene Togaram2). Gene Ontology annotation, cellular component: cytoplasmic microtubule; cilium. The record is from RefSeq and is a predicted model, not a curated record. Gene Ontology annotation, molecular function: microtubule binding. Gene Ontology annotation, biological process: microtubule cytoskeleton organization. NCBI's taxonomy places the organism in Eukaryota, Metazoa, Chordata, Mammalia, Rodentia, Chinchillidae. The coding region runs from base 341 to 3424 and encodes 1027 amino acids. The transcript is spliced from 20 exons.
GUUCAAGGCAACCUUGCAGGGCAUAGGAGUGCGCCAGCCACCGCUGUGGCUGCCCAGAACCCGCCCAACAAGAGGCUGCGGCCCACGGCUGUGAGGCUGGGCAGGGGCCAGGGCGGGCCGGGGGAGGGUCCUGUGCUUGCCUCCUGGGACCCGGCGGCAGCAUUGUGUCUGGAGAGACUAAGUAUCCUGGAUUCCUCUGGUGACAGGGGUUUGGCCUCUGGACAGAGAGGUCCCUGGAUGUCACAGGUCAGAACCCUCUGGACCUCCAAGGCCUGUGCUCAGGGCCCAGGAAUCGCUGCUGUCUCCAGACAGCCUCGUGGGCACCUUCUUUCUCCAGGGCAUGGGUUCCCGUGACGAUGUCCCCCCAGCCAAGGUUCUGGCUCCGGUGGCCGUGUACUGUGGGAGCGUCCCUAGGACCAGGGCUGGGCCCCGCGUGCCCCUGCCUGCAGGCAUCAGCGCUACUCUGCCAGCUUACAGCCCAGCCUCCAUCCAGCCUGCACCAAGUGUCCUGCUGAGCAAUGAGAAGCCAUCGCAGCCCUUGAGUGGAUGUGGGGACCCAGGCAGCGUCACACUGGCUGGCCCUUUGAAGGGCUGGCAUAUCGGGAAUGGCCACCCCAGGGACCUUGCAGCUCUGUCUUGGGGGCCUCGCCCCCAGGUGUCUGUCACCUUGCUGGAGUCAGAGGCCAACAGUGUGGCCAGGGACACCACCCAGAUCAAGGACAAACUCAAGAAAAGGAGGCUGUCGGAGGGCAUGGCAGCAUCUUUGCGAGCCUCUCUGGAUCUUGGGGGAGGCCCCAAAGGAGUCCCUUUGCGGAGCACCGUCCCCCGCACCACCUCCCAGAGACUGCUGAGGGUGCCCAGGCCGAUGCCUCCCAUCCAGAGCAUCCCUACCACCCCUGAAGCCAGUGGAGCCAAAGAGAAGGGCCUGGACCUUCCCGGGAGCAGGCAGGGUGCCCAGGAGCUGAGCGCUGGCACUCAGGGGGUGCAGAUUUCCCGGCAAUACCUGCACUGCAAUGACGAGAAGAUGCAGAAGUCACUGGGAGGCAUCGUGAUCCCCCCCAUCCCAAAGGCAGGAGUGUCCGUGGGGACCUCUUCCAGCAGGCCUGGCCCUCUUCCCAGCCCCUUGGCUCCGGGCCACGAUGUCCUCACGGGAACAAGGCCUCCCCCCACACGACUGCUUCAGGAGAGUGGGCCUCAAGAGAAGACCCCUAAAUCUUCAGAGCCCAAACCUUUGGCCCCACCCAUCAGAGACAGGUCUGCCACUGCGGCCUCCAAGAAGUCCCUGGCCUCCUCCCAGUCUGCUCCUGUGCUGACAACCUUCUCCUUCGGCCAUGCCAAAGAAGCCCAACCCUUGCCAAAAGCAGAAGACCAGAAGGAAGCCAGCACCAAGUUCCAGGUCACCAUCUCCAGGUCUGCCCAGGAGAAGAUGCGGCUGAAGCAGAUGAAGGAGAUGGAGUUGUUCCGGAGGGCAAAGGAACCAGAGAGGGAGUGGGAGCUCGCUUCCCAGGGCCUGGGCUCAAGGAGUGCCUUAGUGAAGGAAGGUCUCCUUCCCCUGAGGGGCAGUGGGACACUGUCUGUGCCUACUGGGUUGAGCAGCCCACGCAGAAACAACAGCGGCAUCCUCCAGAGGAAGCGGGCCAACCGGGCUUCUCUCCCGAGCAUCCCCGUCAGCAAGCAGGAGCCCCGCUUUGCCCGCCAUGCAUCAGCUAACUCAUUACCUGCGGUGCUCACUCUGGGGUCUCCUGAGUGGAGGGAAGAGGAGGAAGAGAGGGAUCUUACAAUCUUCAAGGAAUUACGGCCUUUCUCGAACCCAGAGCUGGGCUUGAUGGAUGCCCUUCAGGGCCUCAGCAGCAGUGACUGGCAGAUGAAGGAGAAGGGCCUGGUGGGCAUCCAGCGCCUGGCAGCUUGUCACCCGGAGGUCCUCACUGGGAGGCUGCACGACGUGUCCUUGGCAGUGAGCGGGGAGGUCACCAACCUCCGCUCCAAGGUGUCCCGCCUGGCCAUCAGCACCCUGGGAGACCUCUUCCGGGCUUUGAAGAAGAACAUGGACCAGGAGGCUGAAGAGAUCACCCGCUGCCUGCUGCAGAAGAUGGGGAACACCAGCGAGUUCAUCCAGCGCGCCGCCAGCCGGGCCCUGGGCGCCAUGGUGGAGAACGUGACCCCUGCCCGCGCUCUGACGGCCCUCACCUCGGCGGGCGUCUACCACCGAAACCCCUUAGUCCGGAAAUGCACAGCCGAGCACCUCUCAGCUGUCGUGGAGCAGAUCGGCGCUGAGAAGCUUCUCUCCGGCAGCAGGGACAGCGUAGACGUGCUGGUGCACACUCUGGUGAGACUGGCCCAGGACUCCAACCAGGACACCAGAUUUUAUGGCCGGAAGAUGGUGACUAUCUUGAUGGCAAAUGCUAAGUUUGACACGUUUCUGAAGCAGUCCCUUCCAUCUCAUGACUUGCGGAAAGUCAUGGCGGCCAUCAAGCAGCGGGGACUAGAAGAUAACCAGGAACUUCCAUCUGCCAAAGGCCGCAAGGUGUCAAGGAGUCUGGUGGCGUGUGAGAAUGGGCUGCCCUUUGAGGAAGGAUUUGGCUCCAGUGGCCUGCGGCUGGUGGUGCACUCCUCCGUGCGGGGAGGCCUGGAAAUAGCAGAGCAACUUCGGGAGCUGACCAGGCUGCUGGAGGCUAAAGAGUACCAGUCUCGGAUGGAAGGUGUGGGGCGGCUCCUGGAGUACUGCAGGACCAAGCCGGAGCUCAUCAUGGCCAACCUGGUCCAGGUCUUCGAUGCCUUCACCCCGAGGCUUCAGGAUUCCAACAAGAAAGUGAACCAGUGGGCUCUGGAGUCCCUCGCCAAAAUGAUCCCCCUACUCAAAGACAGCGUGCACCCCAUGCUGCUCUCCCUCAUCGUUGCCGUUGCAGACAACCUCAACUCCAAGAACUCGGGGAUUGCGGCCGCCGCUGCCACUGUGCUGGAUGCCAUGAUAGAGAGCCUGGAUCACCUCUGCCUCCUCCAGGCGUUUGCGGGGCGGGUGCGCUUCCUGAGAGGCCGUGCGGUGCUGGACAUCACAGGACGCCUGUCGGCACUGGUGGCCUCAGUUUACCCUCGAAAACCUCAGGCCGUGGAGCGCCAUGUCCUCCCUGUCCUCUGGUACUUCCUGAACACCAUGAUUAGGAGUGGCGUCCUGCCGGGGCGUGCUGGGAAUGUCCGAACGGUGGUGUGCCAGCUGUCCAGGAUCCUCCAGCAGCAAAUGGGUACCCGGUUGCAGGACUGUGCCGCUGGCCAGCCAAAGCAAGUCCUCACAAUGCUCCAGGAACUCUUAAACACAGAGUCCCCGGGAGGCAGCCGCAAGGUCGCCGACAGAGGGAUGCCACCUGACAGCCAGACAACUGGCAGCACAUGCUCCCUUCAGCUGGAUUCAAGAAGGGGCCAGAAAUAGGCAAUUAUUAUUUUUUGUUGUUGUUUUUGUUUCCAGUACCAGGAAUCGAACUCACGACCUUGUGCUUGCCAGGCGGUCACUUUGCCGCUGAGCUAAAUCCCCAGCCCCGGCAAUUAUUAUUAUUAUUUUAUUUUUAUGAUGGAAUGAUAUUCCCCCCUUAGAGUUCUGGAUGUAUAUAGUUUAUUUUGAAGUAGAAAUAAAAGAAUUACUUAUUUUUCCAA